AUGGGCAACGAGGCGAGCUUGGAAGGGGAAGGGCUCCCGGAAGGGCUGGCGGCGGCGGCGGCGGCGGCGGCAGCCGGAGGAGGGGCUGGCGGGGCGGGGAGCUCCUUGCACACCGUGAUCCCGGCCGGCAUGGAGGCGGAUCUGAGCCAGCUGAGCGAAGAGGAGAGGAGACAGAUCGCCGCUGUCAUGUCAAGGGCGCAGGGGCUACCCAAGGGAAGCGUUCCCCCGGCCGCUGCGGAGCCGCCUUCCAUGCACAGGAAACAAGAGUUGGAUAGUAGUCAUCCUCCAAAACAACCAGGGAAACCGCCGGACCCAGGGCGCUCAGCUCCGCCUGGUCUCAGUAAGAGUAGAACUACAGACACUUUGAGGUCAGAGCAGAAGUUGCCUGGAAGGAGUCCUUCCACCAUUAGCUUGAAAGAAUCAAAGUCCAGAACUGAUCUGAAGGAAGAGCACAAGUCUAGUAUGAUGCCUGGCUUCCUCUCAGAGGUUAACCCUUUAAGUGCUGUCUCCUCUGUUGUAAAUAAAUUUAAUCCUUUUGAUUUGAUAUCAGACACUGAUGCAUCCCAGGAAGAAACUGCCAAGAAACAGAAAAUAGCUCAGAAGGAACAAGGAAAACCGGAAGGAAUCACGAAACCUCCAUCACAACAGUCACCUAAGCCAGUUCCUAAGCAGCAAGGACCUGCGAAGGUCCCACUGCAGCAGGAUGGCUCUCCCAAAGCAGUAUCUUCUCAGCAACCAGAGAAGAGUAAAUCACAGCCUUCAGGGACAGGAAAGCCAACUGAGGGGCUUGCCCAGGCUCCUCAGGCACAACUGCCACUUCAAAGAGAUGCAACCAGGCCUCAGGCUAAACAGUCAGGCGCACUCAGGGGAGAAUCAGUUAAACCCUCUGUGCACAGCCCAUCCAAAUCACCUAUUCAGCAAGCAAGUCCUGGAAAACCUCCAGCCCAUCAGCCUGGACCUGAAAAACUUGCCACGGCACAGCCUGGGCCUGCAAAGCCCUUAGCUCAGCAACCAGGGCCAGCCAAGGCCCUAGCUCAACAGCCGGGGACAGCGAAGGCCCCAGCCCAGCCACUGGGGACAACAAAGCCCACGGUGCAGCAGCCUGGGCCCAAGGCUCCAGCUCAGCCUGUUGGGCCUGCGAAGCCUCAAGCUCAACAGGCCGGGUCAGACAAACUUGCAUCGCAGCAGCCAGGGCCCCCAAAAUCUCCAGCUCACCAACCUGGCUCGCAGUCUCCAGCUCAGCCACCCGGGCCUGCAAAGGCUCCAUCUCAGCAGGUUGGGGCAACAAAGUCUCUGGGUCAGCAGCCAGGGGCCGGAAAAACUCCUGCUCAACAGCCCAGCCCACCAAAGCCCCCUUCUCAACAGCCUGGCCUGGCAAAGCCCUCUCCUCAACAGCCAGUCUCUGCAAAGCCUUCACCUCAGCAACCUGGUCCGUCAAAGCCCCCUCAGCAGCCUGGCCCAGGAAAGCCCCCUCCUCAGCAGCCCGGUCCAGGAAAGCCCCCUCCUCAGCAACCCGGCCCAUCAAAGCCUCCUCCUCAGCAGCCCGGCCCAGGAAAGCCUCCUUCUCAGCAGCCCGGCCCAGGAAAGCCCCCUCCUCAGCAGCCCGGUCCAGGAAAGCCCCCUCCUCAGCAGCCCGGCCCAGGAAAGCCCCCUCUUGGCCCAGCCAAGCCUUCAGCUCAGCAGUCUACAAAACCAGUAAGCCAAACAGAAGCUGGGAAACCUCUGCAGCCAUCGACUUCUCCAUCUGCAGCACAGACUCCAGUACAAGGCCUCCCUAAAACCAUCUGUCCUCUUUGCAAUACCACUGAACUUCUGUUACAUGUUCCAGGAAAGGCCAAUUUUAACACGUGCACUGAGUGUCAAACCACUGUGUGUAGCCUGUGUGGUUUUAAUCCCAAUCCUCAUUUAACCGAGAUCAAAGAGUGGCUCUGUUUAAACUGUCAGAUGAAGAGAGCGCUAGGAGGCGAUCUGGCUCCAGCCCCGUCGUCACCGGAGCCCACACCGAAGGCUGCCCCUGUGAGCCCUGCACCAGCAGGGAGCAAACCACCGCCACAGCCGCAGCCCCCUUCUCCAAAGAAGGAUUCGGUGCCCAAACAGGAGAUCUCAAAGGCACCUGAGUCUAAGAGGCCCCCACCACUCGCGAAACAACCAACCAUUCACGGCUCUCCCCCGCCUGCGGCCAAGCAGCCUCCGGCCGCGGAGCCUUCGCCCCAGCCAGCCCCUCCCAAAGAGCCCUUGGUUCCAUCCGAGCAGGCCGAGGUCCCUGUGGCCGAUGACAAACCAAAGGAGCCCAAGAUGGUGAAGCCAGACACAGACGUUGCGUCCUCGUCGUCAGUAGCAGCACAACGUGACACUCCAGGCUCCAAAGCACAGUCCGAGGAUCAAGAGAUAAUAACCCCGCCUCUAAAAACAGACGCAGCCAAACCCUCGCAGAGUUUUCCACCGACAGGAGAAAAAGUCACCCCGUUUGAUUCUAAAGUCAUACCCCGACCUGCAUCAGAUUCGAAAAUUAUUUCACGUCCUGGGCCUAGUUCUGAGAGCAAAGGUCAAAAACAAGUUGAUCCAGUUCAAAAGAGGGAAGAACCCAAGAAAGCACAAACCAAAAUGAGUCCUAAGCCAGAUGCCAAGCCGAUGCCAAAAGGGUCACCUCCACCCCCAGGGCCACGACCUCCCGCUGGCCAAACUGCCCCCACAUCUCAACAGCCCCCAAAGCCUCAGGAGCAGUCGCGCCGUUUCAGUCUGAAUCUGGGAAGUAUUACUGAUGCCCCUAAAUCGCAGCCCACGACUCCUCAAGAAACGGUGACUGGAAAACUCUUUGGGUUCGGAGCAUCCAUCUUCAGCCAGGCAUCGAGUUUAAUCUCCACAGCAGGCCAGCCGGGGUCUCAAUCUCAGAGUGCACCGGGGGCCCCAACAAAACCAGGCCCUCCUCCUUCACAGCCACCUCCUUCUCAGGGGCCCCCCAAACCCGCAGGUCAGGUACCUCCAGCACCGGCAAAGGUUGUACCUGCGAAAAAGGAAACAAAAGCUCCAGUAGUUGAAAAAUUAGAGCCCAAAUCUGAACAAGUUCCCACAGUAAAAAGAACAGAAGCAGAAAAGAAGCCUCUGCCUGUUAAGGAUAGCAAACCUUCAACGGCUGAGCCUCAAAAGACUGUCCUUCCCCCCAAAUUGGAGAAAACUCCCAAAUCAGAAUCAGCCUGUCCUCUUUGCAAAACUGAACUCAACAUAGGUUCUAAGGAUCCUCCUAACUUCAAUACCUGCACCGAAUGCAAGAACCAAGUGUGUAAUCUCUGUGGAUUUAACCCUACGCCACACUUGACUGAGAUUCAAGAAUGGCUUUGUUUAAAUUGCCAAACCCAGAGAGCAAUAUCAGGGCAGCUUGGAGAUAUGGGCAAAAUGCCACCUACCCCUUCAGCACCAAAAGCCUCCUCUAUGCCUGUCCCUCCAGCACAACCAUCUCAGAAAACAGCGAUGCCUACCCAAGUAAAAUUGAAAAAGAAGGAACAAGAAGUAAAAACAGAAGCUGAACAAAUCAUUCCAGAAAAAGUGAAAGACAUACCAUCAGUGGAAAAGAUUGUCCCAAAAGUGACCACAGACCACAAACAAGAGAGUAAACUAGAGAAAGACAAAACGUUGGCCUCUGAAGACAAAAAGCCACCUCUUGAAGAAAAAAAGCCAACCACUGAAGACAAAAAAACAGCCCCUGAAGACAGUAAGUUACUUCCAGGAACAAAAACAUCAGCUCUGGAGGAGGAACAGAAACAAGACUUGCUUAAAACUCAAAUACCAACUGCCGAGGAAAAGCCUGAAGGCAGAGUGGCUCCGCAGGUCAUACAAGAGAAGCUACCACAGACCGAGAUGAAAGACAAACCCUCUGGCCCAUCUCCAAGUUUGUCCAAGGAAGAUGAUGAGGCGACUCAAAAAAUUAAAGACCAGCCACAGGCAGCACCAUGCCCUGCAAAGCCUGAUCAGGUGGAACCUGGGAAAGAAAAAACAGAAAAGGAAGAUGACAAAUCAGACACUUCAAGUUCUCAGCAACCAAAAAGCCCACAAGGUCUGAGUGACACAGGAUAUUCUUCUGAUGGGAUAUCAAGUUCACUUGGUGAAAUUCCAAGUCUUAUUCCAAGUGAUGAGAAAGAUUUGCUCAAGGGACUCAAAAAGGACUCUUUUUCCCAAGAAAGCAGUCCUUCCAGCCCCUCAGAUUUGGCUAAGUUAGAAAGCACAGUCCUCUCCAUUUUGGAAGCUCAGGCAAGUACACUUGUUGAAGAAACAUCAGAAAAGAAAAUCCAGUCUGAUGAGGUUUCUUCUGAGCAGCCUAAGGACACACAGAAAACUCAGAGUUUAUCUGAAACAGUAGAAACUACAAUUUCAGAAAGGGAGCUCAAAAUGAUUCCAGAAGAAAAAGAUACUUUAAAAAAAGACAGCCAACAAGACAUUCCUUCCAGAAAGGACCAUGAAGAAAAGCCCGAGUUUUUUGAUGACACAACUACAAGACGACAGCUGUAUGAUUCAGUUGAAGACAGUAGCGAAAGUGAAAAUUCACCUAUUCCACAAAGAAAACGGAGAACUAGUGUUGGUUCAUCGAGCAGUGAUGAGUAUAAACAGGAGGAUAGCCAAGGGUCCGGUGAAGAGGAGGACUUUAUUCGAAAACAAAUCAUAGAAAUGAGUGCUGAUGAAGACGCUUCAGCUUCUGAAGAUGAUGAGUUCAUUAGGAGCCAGCUCAAAGAGAUUAGUAGUAGUAUGGAGAGCCAGAAGAAGGAAGACAUGAAAGGGAAAGGAAAAGCAACAGCAGGGAAACACAGACGACUAACUCGGAAGAGCAGUACAAGCUUUGAUGAUGAUGCAGGGAGACGCCAUUCGUGGCAUGAUGAAGAUGAUGAGACAUUCGAUGAAAGUCCUGAACUUAAGUACAGAGAAACUAAAAGUCAAGAGAGUGAAGAACUUGUAGUUGCUGGAGGAGGUGGGCUACGUCGGUUUAAAACAAUUGAACUCAAUAGCACGAUAGCAGAUAAAUACUCCGCAGAGUCAUCACCGAAGAAAACAGCUUUGUAUUUUGAUGAGGAGCCAGAAUUGGAAAUGGAAAGCUUGACAGACUCCCCAGAAGACAGGUCAAGGGGUGAAGGUUCUUCUAGUCUUCAUGCUUCCAGCUUCACUCCUGGCACAUCCCCUACCUCAGUGUCAUCACUUGAUGAGGACAGUGACAGUAGCCCAAGUCACAAAAAAGGGGAGAGCAAACAACAACGGAAGGCUCGGCACAGGUCACACGGUCCUCUUUUGCCUACUAUUGAAGAUUCUUCAGAGGAAGAAGAAUUGAGAGAGGAGGAAGAAUUAUUAAAGGAGCAAGAAAAGCAGCGGGAAUUAGAACAGCAACAAAGAAAGACUUCUAGUAAGAAAUCAAAGAAAGACAAAGAUGAACUUCGAGCUCAGAGAAGGAGGGAAAGACCAAAGACACCACCCAGUAACCUCUCUCCCAUUGAAGAUGCAUCUCCAACAGAAGAAUUACGCCAGGCUGCGGAAAUGGAGGAGCUCCAUCGAUCUUCCUGUUCUGAAUACUCACCUAGCAUAGAGUCAGACCCAGAAGGUUUUGAAAUAAGCCCAGAAAAGAUAAUAGAAGUUCAAAAAGUUUAUAAAUUGCCCACAGCUAUGUCUUUAUACUCACCAACAGAUGAGCAGUCUAUUAUGCAGAAAGAAGGUGGCCAAAAGGCAUUAAAAAGUGCCGAUGAGAUGUAUGAAGAAAUGAUGCACAAAACCCACAAAUAUAAACCUUUUCCAGCUGCACCUGAACGAGAUGAAAUGUUUGAAAAAGAGCCGUUGUAUGGUGGGAUGUUAAUAGAGGAUUAUAUUUAUGAAUCCUUAGUAGAGGACACAUACAAUGGUUCUGUAGAUGGCAGUCUGCUAACAAGGCAAGAAGAUGAAAAUGGAUUUCUGCAGCAUAGAGGGAAAGAGCAAAAAUUAAGACUUUCAGAACAGAUUUAUGAAGAUCCUAUGCAAAAAAUAACAGACCUCCAGAAAGAGUUUUAUGAGUUAGAAAGCUUACAUUCUGUUGUGCCUCAAGAGGACAUUGUUUCCAGCUCUUUUAUCAUCCCAGAAAGCCAUGAAAUAGUGGAUCUGGGUAGUAUGGUGAUUUCCACCGGUGAAGAAAAAAAAUUACUAGAUGCUGACACUGCCUAUGAAGAACUCAUGAAGAGGCAGCAGAUGCAGUUAACACCUGGAUCCAGUCCAACCCAGCCCCCCAUCACAGAUGACAUGAUAGAGUCUACCGUGGACUUUGACAGGAUGCCUGAUGCAUCUUUGACAUCAAGUGUUCUCUCAGGAGCAUCUCUUACAGAUUCCACCAGCAGUGCAACACUCUCUAUCCCAGAUGUCAAAAUCACCCAACAUUUUUCAACAGAAGAAAUUGAGGAUGAAUAUAUAACAGAUUAUACAAGGGAAAUACAAGAGAUAAUUGCCCAUGAAUCACUGAUUUUGACCUACUCUGAACCUUCAGAAAGUGCUACAUCCGUCCCACCUUCUGACACACCCUCUCUCACAUCAUCUGUUUCAUCAGUUUGUACCACAGAUAGCUCCUCACCCAUCACUACCUUGGAUAGCAUAACCACAGUUUAUGCGGAGCCGGUGGAUAUAGUAACUAAAUUUGAAGAUUCUGAGGGAAUUUCUUCAUCAACGUAUUUUCCGGGCAGCAUUAUAGAUUAUCCAGAAGAAAUAAGUAUAUCUUUAGAUCGGACUGCCACACCAGAUGGAAGAACUAGUGCUGAUCAUAUCGUGAUUUCCUUAUCUGAGGUAGAGCCUCCUAUCCUAGAAUCUAUAGGAACUAAACAGGAGGGACUGAUUGCUGACACUAUUUCCACUGACUUACCUGUAUCUGCAAAAGAUGCAGUGAAGAAAGCCAAGAAGGACACUGGGAAUGGAAUUAUUCUUGAGGUUCUGGAAGCUUACAGAGAUAAAAGGGAGAAGUCUGAGGUUGAACUAUCAAAGAUGAGCUUAUCUGAAACUGUGUCUGAUCAACCUCCUUCUUCUGCAGUGGCCCUUUCAGUGGGGGAGCAGGUUUCAGCAACAUGUUUUCUAUCAGGACAGGUCUUGGAUCAUGCAAAACCUGCAUCUCAGCCACCAUCUGGCGGUCCUUCUGUUACCUCUCUUCCAACUAAACCACGUCCAUUUGUUAGAAGUUCUUCUUUGGACACAUCAGCCCAGCCCCCCCCCCCCCCCCCCCCCCCCCCCCCCCCCCCCCCUCCUCCUCCCCCUCCUCCUCCUCCACCUCUUCCUCCACCAACCUCACCUAAGCCAACCAUUCAUCCUAAAAAAAAGUUAACAGUUACAGCGCCAGCACCUCUAAUGACUACAGCUACACCUCUAGUUGAUUCUGUUACUACAGUAGAGGUCACAGCUAUUCCAAGAAGUAAUGGGUUACCUGUAACAAAAGUAUGUACCACUGCACCUCCUCCUGUUCCUCCUAAACCAUCUUCCAUCCCAUCUGGACUUGUCUUUACACAUAGACCUGAGCCAAGUAAACCUCCAAUUGCCCCUAAGCCAGCAGUCCCUCAGCUUCCAGUAACUACACAAAAAUCAACAGAUACACACCCCAAGCCAACAGGUCUAUCUUUAACUUCAAAUAUGACAUUAAAUUUAGUGACUUCAGCAGAUUAUAAAUUACCUUCCCCUACCUCCCCAGCGUCCCCUCACUCUAACAAGUCCUCACCAAGAUAUUCCAAAUCCCUCAUGGAAACCUACGUGGUUAUCACAUUGCCAUCUGAACCCGGGACUCCAACAGAUUCUUCAGCUAGUCAAGCAAUUACCAGUUGGCCUCUGGGAUCACCCCCCAAAGAUCUGAUUUCCAUUGAACCAGUGUUUUCUGUAGUUCCUCCUAUAACAACUGCAGGAAUGCCCAGUUCUUCAGAACGGAGUUUGUACAUGUCAGGAGCUUUGGAGACAUUUUCUACUGUCCCUGUCACAACGUUAUCUUCAUUUCAAGUAGCCCCAACCUCAGCUACACAGUUUUUCACAACUGAAGUUUCCAAGACUGAGGUUUCAGCAGCCAGAAGUGCACUCCCUAGUGUUGGUCUCAGCAGUGUCUCUAUACCAAUUCCUCCGGAGCCUCUUGCUCUAGAUAGCCUACAUUUAGAGAAACAUCAGCAUAAGGAAAAUGGAAAGUUGCCACUUGUUGGUGAUGCCAUUGAUUUGCGUACGGUACCAAAAGUAGAAGUUAAAGUAACUGAAAAGUGUAUGGAUCUUUCUGCCUCCACAAUGGAUAUGAAAAGGCAGACCACCACACAUGAAAUCUAUGGGAGACAAAUUAGUGCCAUCCAACCCUCUAUUAUAAAUCUCAGUGCAACUUCAUCAGUAGUAAUGCCGAUGUCCCUGGUCACUGAGCCAGUGACUGUUGUCACAUGCGCAGCUAGUUCAAGUUACACCAUGGGCACAGAAAGCCUAGUGGGUAUAGAACAUGCAACAACAACACCACUCCAGCUUACUACAUCAAAGCAUGCUGAGCCCCCAUACAGGAUACCGAGUGGCCAAGCCUUUCCUGCAGUUAGGGAGGAUGCACCAAUAAACUUGUCUUUAGGUACAUCAGCACACCCGAUGACAUUGGCUGUUACAAAACCUGUUACCGCGCCUCCUGUUGGAGUCACAAAUGGAUGGACUGAUCGCAUCCCAUCCCAGGUAAUCACAGAUGGGGAAGUAGUGGAUCUCAGUACAACCAAGUCUCACAGAACUGUUGUAACAAUGGAUGAAUCUACAUCCGGUGUGGUGACCAAAAUAAUAGAAGAUGAUGAAAAGCCUGUUGAUCUGACUGCAGGAAGAAGAGCUGUAUGCUGUGAUAUGGUUUAUAAGUUACCUUUUGGAAGAAGCUGCACAGCACAACAGCCCGCAACUACUCUUCCUGAGGAUCGUUUUGGUUAUAGGGAUGACCACUAUCAAUAUGACCGAUCAGGGCCUUCUGGUUAUAGAGGGAUUGGGGGAAUGAAACCUUCCAUGUCUGACACUAAUUUAGCAGAAGCUGGACAUUUUUUCUAUAAAAGUAAGAAUGCUUUUGAUUAUUCUGGAGGAACUGAUACAGCAGUAGAUCUAACUUCAGGGAGAAUUACUACAGGUGAGGUAAUGGAUUAUUCAAGCAAGACUGCAGGUCCAUAUCCAGAAACACGACAAGUCAUCUCAGAAGUUGGGAUUAGUACCCCACAGUUUUCCACGGCGAGAAUGACUCCACCUCCAGGAUCACAGUAUGGUGUGGGGAGUGUUUUGAGGACAUCUAAUGGUGUGGUCUAUUCCUCAGUAGCAACUCCGAUUCCCUCCACAUUUGCUAUCACCACGCAACCUGGCUCCAUUUUCAGCACCACGGUGAGGGAUUUGUCUGGAGUGCACACAGCUGACACGGUGACUUCAUUAUCCGCGCUGCAUCAGAGCCAGCCAAUGCCUAGGUCCUAUUUCCUAACAACAGGUGCAUCUGAAACAGACAUUGCAGCAACUGGAAUUGAUAUCAAUGCCAGUUUGCAAACUAUGACAAUGGAAACCCUUACUGCUGAGACAAUAGACUCCGUUCCCACUUUAACCACAGCAUCUGAAGUGUUUUCUGAAGUGGUGGGAGAUGAAAGUGCUAUUUUAAUUGUCCCCGAAGAAGACAAACAACAGCAGCAGUUUGACUUAGAGCGUGAGCUCUUAGAACUGGAGAAAAUUAAGCAACAACGUUUUGCUGAAGAAUUAGAGUGGGAACGUCAGGAAAUUCAACGGUUCCGAGAACAGGAAAAGAUCAUGGUUCAAAAAAAGCUGGAGGAACUGCAGUCUAUGAAGCAGCACCUUCUGUAUCAGCAGGAAGAAGAGCGGCAAGCCCAGUUCAUGAUGAGGCAGGAGACAUUAGCUCAGCAACAGUUACAGCUCGAGCAGAUCCAACAGCUGCAGCAACAGCUUCACCAGCAGCUAGAGGAGCAAAAGAUUCGCCAGAUCUACCAGUAUAACUAUGACCCUUCUGGAACUGCUUCUCCACAAACCACUACGGAGCAGGCAAUUUUGGAAGGUCAGUAUGCUGCUCCAGAAGGUGGCCAGUUUUGGGCAACUGAAGAUGCAACCACCACAGCUUCAGCCGUCGUGGCGAUUGAAAUACCCCAGAGCCAAGGAUGGUACACAGUGCAGUCUGAUGGCGUCACUCAGUAUAUUGCCCCACCUGGCAUCCUGAGUACUGUUUCAGAAAUACCUCUAACAGAUGUGGUUGUAAAAGAUGAGAAACCACCCAAAAAGAGAAGCUCUGCGGCGAAAGUCCGUGGACAGUAUGAUGAGAUCGGGGAAAAUAUGACAGAUGAUCCCCGCUGCUUUAAAAAGAUAGUGGACAGUGGUGUACAAACUGACGAUGAGGAUGCAGCCGAUCGGAGUUAUGUGAGUAGGAGGAGGAGAACCAAAAAGAGUGUUGAUACGAGUGUCCAAACUGAUGACGAAGAUCAGGAUGAAUGGGACGUGCCUGCUAGAGCAAGGAGGAAAACUCGCGUAGGGAAAUAUGGAGACAGCACUACAGAGGCGGACAAGACCAAACCCCCUUCCAAAGUCUCCAGUAUAGCAGUUCAAACAGUAGCAGAGAUAUCUGUGCAGACUGAACCAGUUGGAACCAUAAGAACGCCUUCCGUACGGGCACGCGUGGAUGCCAAGGUAGAAAUAAUUAAACACAUUUCAGCACCUGAAAAGACUUACAAAGGGGGCAGUUUAGGAUGUCAAACAGAAGCAGAUUCAGACACACAGAGUCCUCAAUAUCUGAGUGCCACAUCUCCACCCAAAGACAAGAAACGCCCAACACCUUUAGAGAUUGGUUACUCAUCUCACCUUCGGGCAGAUUCCACAUUACAGCUGGCUCCUUCCCCACCCAAAUCUCCAAAAGUCCUUUAUUCACCCAUCUCACCACUUUCACCAGGCAAAGCCUUAGAAUCAGCCUUUGUACCUUAUGAAAAACCCCUCCCUGAUGAUAUAAGUCCUCAGAAAGUACUGCAUCCAGAUAUGGCUAAAGUGCCCCCGGCAAGUCCUAAAACAGCCAAGAUGAUGCAGCGGUCCAUGUCUGACCCCAAGCCUCUGAGUCCAACAGCAGAUGAAAGUUCCAGGGCUCCUUUUCAGUAUACCGAGGGCUACACGACAAAGGGUUCUCAAACCAUGACACCUUCUGGCUCCCAGAAAAAAGUUAAGAGAACUCUGCCAAACCCACCUCCUGAGGAGACUUCUACAGGCACUCAGUCAACAUACAGCUCAAUGGGCACAGUUUCCAGGAGAAGGAUCUGCAGAACCAACACAAUGGCCCGGGCCAAGAUUCUCCAGGAUAUAGACAGAGAGCUUGAUCUUGUAGAGAGAGAAUCUGCAAAGCUUAGAAAGAAACAAGCAGAACUUGAUGAGGAAGAAAAGGAGAUUGAUGCCAAGUUACGGUACCUAGAAAUGGGAAUUAACAGGAGGAAAGAGGCAUUAUUAAAGGAGAGAGAAAAGAGAGAGCGUGCCUACCUUCAGGGUGUAGCUGAGGAUCGGGAUUACAUGUCUGACAGUGAGGUGAGCAGCACCCGACCCACUAGAAUCGAAAGUCAGCAUGGCAUAGAGCGACCAAGAACUGCUCCCCAGACUGAAUUUAGCCAAUUUAUACCACCGCAAACCCAAACAGAAUCUCAACUAGUUCCUCCUACGAGUCCUUAUACACAAUACCAGUACUCUUCCCCUGCUCUUCCUACCCAAGCACCCACUCCAUAUACCCAACAGUCCCAUUUUCAGCAACAGACUCUGUACCAUCAGCAAGUUUCACCUUACCAGACUCAACCAACAUUUCAAGCUGUGGCAACAAUGUCCUUCACACCUCAAGCUCAACCUACACCAACCCCACAACCUUCUUACCAGUUACCAUCACAGAUGAUGGUGAUACAACAAAAGCCACGACAAACUACAUUGUAUCUGGAGCCCAAGAUAACUUCAAACUAUGAGGUAAUUCGCAACCAACCCCUGAUGAUAGCACCUGUUUCUACCGAUAAUACAUAUGCUGUUUCCCAUCUUGGGAGUAAGUACAAUAGCUUAGACUUGAGAAUAGGAUUGGAGGAAAGAAGUAGUAUGGCAAGCAGUCCGAUAUCAAGUAUAUCUGCAGAUUCUUUCUAUGCAGAUAUUGACCAUCAUACUCCACGAAAUUAUGUCCUAAUUGAUGACAUCGGGGAGAUUACCAAAGGAACAGCGGCAUUAAGUACUGCAUUUAGCCUUCAUGAAAAAGAUCUGUCAAAAACAGACCGUCUUCUUCGAUCCACUGAAACACGUAGGUCUCAAGAAGUGACGGAUUUCCUAGCACCUUUACAGACUUCCUCCAGAUUGCAUAGUUAUGUGAAAGCGGAGGAAGAUCCCAUGGAGGAUCCUUAUGAGUUAAAGCUUCUGAAACAUCAGAUUAAACAAGAAUUCCGUAGAGGAGCAGAGAGCUUAGAUCACCUUGCUGGUCUUUCCCAUUACUACCAUGCCGAUACUGGCUAUAGACAUUUUCCGAAAUCCGAAAAGUACAGCAUUAGUAGACUCACACUUGAAAAGCAAGCAGCAAAACAACUACCAGCAGCCAUACUUUAUCAAAAGCAGUCAAAGCAUAAGAAAUCACUAAUUGAUCCUAAAAUAUCAAAAUUUUCACCCAUUCAAGAAAGUAGAGACCUUGAACCUGACUAUUCAAGCUAUAUGACUUCUAGCACUUCAUCUAUUGGUGGUAUUUCUUCCAGAGCAAGGCUUCUUCAAGAUGAUAUCACUUUUGGCCUCAGGAAAAAUAUUACAGACCAACAGAAAUUUAUGGGCUCAUCUCUUGGCACAGGACUGGGCACAUUAGGAAACACGCUACGUUCAGCUCUGCAGGAUGAAGCAGAUAAGCCAUACAGUAGUGGCAGCAGGUCCAGACCUUCUUCCAGACCUUCGUCUGUCUAUGGGCUUGACUUAUCCAUUAAAAGAGAUUCUUCCAGCUCCUCCCUAAGACUGAAAGCUCAAGAAGCUGAAGCUCUAGAUGUUUCCUUUAGUCAUGCUUCACCUUCUGGCAGAACUAAGCCUACCAGUUUACCAAUUAGCCAGAGUAGAGGAAGAAUACCAAUUGUGGCCCAGAAUUCUGAAGAGGAAAGUCCCCUAAGUCCUGUUGGCCAGCCGAUGGGAAUGGCCAGGGCUGCUGCUGGGCCACUGCCACCAAUAUCUGCAGACACCAGGGAUCAGUUUGGAUCAAGUCAUUCAUUGCCUGAAGUUCAGCAACACAUGAGAGAAGAAUCACGAACUAGAGGCUAUGACCGUGACAUAGCGUUCAUCAUGGAUGACUUCCAACAUGCCAUGUCAGACAGUGAAGCCUAUCAUCUGCGUCGUGAAGAAACAGAUUGGUUUGACAAACCCAGGGAAUCUCGUUUGGAAAAUGGACAUGGUCUGGAUCGCAAACUGCCAGAAAGAUUGGUCCACUCUAGACCACUUAGUCAACAUCAAGAGCAAAUUAUACAGAUGAACGGGAAGACUGUGCACUACAUCUUUCCUCAUGCAAGGAUAAAAAUAACAAGAGACUCUAAGGAUCACACGGUUUCAGGUAAUGGAUUAGGAAUUAAAAUUGUGGGUGGCAAAGAAAUCCCUGGACACAAUGGAGAAAUUGGAGCCUAUAUUGCCAAAAUUCUUCCUGGAGGAAGUGCAGAACAGACAGGGAAACUUAUGGAAGGGAUGCAAGUAUUGGAAUGGAAUGGAAUUCCUUUAACUUCUAAAACAUAUGAAGAAGUGCAGAGUAUCCUUAGUCAGCAAAGUGGGGAAGCAGAAAUAUGUGUAAGACUGGACCUCAAUAUGUUGUCAGACUCUGAAAAUCCCCAGCACCUGGAACUUCAUGAGCCACCAAAAGCUGUGGAUAAAGCAAAGUCCCCAGGGGUGGAUCCUAAGCAGUUGGCGGCAGAGCUCCAGAAGGUCUCGCUACAGCAGUCACCACUAGUUCUGUCGUCCGUUGUUGAGAAAGGAUCUCAUGUUCAUUCAGGUCCAACGUCAGCAGGAUCCAGCUCCGUCCCCAGCCCCGGGCAGCCGGGGUCACCCUCAGUGAGCAAAAAGAAACAUGGCAGCAGCAAGCCUACUGAUGCAGCCAAGGUUGUCUCUCAUCCAAUUACGGGGGAAAUUCAGCUUCAAAUCAACUAUGAUCUUGGGAAUCUCAUAAUCCAUAUUCUCCAAGCAAGAAACCUUGUCCCUCGAGACAACAAUGGCUAUUCGGACCCCUUUGUUAAAGUGUACCUUCUUCCUGGGAGAGGUCAAGUCAUGGUUGUCCAGAAUGCAAGUGCGGAGUACAAGAGGAGGACUAAAUAUGUUCAAAAAAGUCUUAAUCCUGAGUGGAAUCAAACCGUAAUUUAUAAAAGUAUCUCCAUGGAACAGCUCAAAAAGAAAACUCUGGAGGUGACCGUCUGGGAUUAUGAUAGAUUUUCUUCCAAUGACUUUCUUGGUGAGGUACUGAUUGAUUUAUCUAGCACAUCUCACCUCGAUAACACUCCGAGAUGGUAUUCUCUCAAAGAACAGACUGAAAGCCUCGAUCAUGGCAAGUCUCAUUCCAGUCAGGGCAGCCAACAGCCUCCAAAGCCAUCUGUCAUCAAAAGCAGAAGCCAUGGUAUCUUCCCUGAUCCGUCCAAGGACAUGCAGGUUCCCACCAUUGAGAAAUCGCACAGUAGUCCUGGUAGCUCGAAAUCCUCCUCCGAAGGUCACCUCCGCUCUCACGGACCGUCUCGCAGUCAGAGCAAAACGAGCGUCACCCAGACCCACCUGGAAGACGCGGGCGCUGCCAUAGCCGCUGCCGAAGCCGCAGUGCAACAGCUCCGCCUGCAACCAACAAAGCCUACCAAUCACCGCCCUGCGGAGAGCUCCGUGUCCACCGGCUCCUCGGGCAGCAGCUUCGGCAGUGGGUACAGCGUGGACAGUGAAGGCAGCAGCACUGCAGGGGAGACUAAUCUAUUUCCUAUUCCAAGGAUAGGGAAGAUGGGGCAGAAUGGGCAAGAGCCUGUAAAACAGCCAGGAGUAGGAGUGGGACUAGCAGAUUCAGAAGUCAAAACCCAGAUAAUGGGAGAAAUCAAGAUUGCACUGAAGAAGGAAAUGAAGACAGAUGGUGAACAACUCAUAGUUGAGAUUCUCCAAUGCAGAAAUAUCACCUACAAAUUUAAGUCUCCUGAUCACUUACCAGAUUUAUAUGUAAAAAUAUAUGUGAUGAACAUCUCUACCCAGAAAAAAGUGAUCAAGAAAAAAACGAGAGUUUGCAGACAUGAUAGAGAGCCUUCAUUCAAUGAAACUUUUCGAUUCAGCCUCAGUCCUGCUGGGCAUUCUCUUCAGAUUUUACUUUUCUCUAAUGGAGGGAAGUUUAUGAAAAAGACCUUGAUUGGCGAAGCCUGUAUCUGGCUUGACAAAGUGGAUCUGAGAAAAAGAAUAGUCAACUGGCACAAACUUUUGGUCAGUCCUACUCAAACCCAUUGAAGAAAUGUGUCUGCUCAGGGUAUGGAAACUGCUCUAAAUAAUCUCAAAUCAAGACGACCGUUGGACACUUUUCUAUCACAUUUUGGGGAGUAAAUGUGAAAAGAGGAAU
This is a messenger RNA of Suricata suricatta (meerkat), 15523 nucleotides long. RefSeq names its product piccolo presynaptic cytomatrix protein (gene PCLO). Gene Ontology annotation, biological process: presynaptic active zone assembly; protein localization to synapse. NCBI's taxonomy places the organism in Eukaryota, Metazoa, Chordata, Mammalia, Carnivora, Herpestidae. The record is from RefSeq and is a predicted model, not a curated record. Gene Ontology annotation, molecular function: protein binding; metal ion binding; structural constituent of presynaptic active zone. Gene Ontology annotation, cellular component: cytoskeleton of presynaptic active zone; GABA-ergic synapse; axon. The transcript is spliced from 26 exons. Bases 1 to 15414 code for a protein of 5137 amino acids.